Messenger RNA from Myripristis murdjan (pinecone soldierfish), 1419 nucleotides. RefSeq lists its product as uncharacterized. Bases 97 to 1419 code for a protein of 440 amino acids. The record is from RefSeq and is a predicted model, not a curated record. NCBI's taxonomy places the organism in Eukaryota, Metazoa, Chordata, Actinopteri, Holocentriformes, Holocentridae. The transcript is spliced from 16 exons.
CUGGGCUUCCCCACACCCUUGCCACACAGCUCCACAGGUUGGUGUGGGAGUCAGAUGAGAGCAGGAUCCCUGGGCAGAGGAGCAGACUGGAGCUGAAUGGAGCUCAAUCGACCCAAAGCUCCAGGUGGAGCAGAUCCCGGAGGUGGAGGCCGGCCAGUGGUGGUCAUUAGCACUGCCUUGCCACAAGCAGAGGCAGAGCAGCCUGCAGAGCUGAGCCAGGGAGAUGGAAAAAAGAGUGAGCCUAAAGACUUGCUGGGAGCAGGAGAUGGGCAGGAGCUGUACUCACUUGACAGCUCACUCUCCUCCUCAGACAGUGAGGAUGAGGAUGCAGGAAAGAAGGACAAGAAAAAGAAGAAACUAAAGAAGAGAAAGAAGAAAGGUUCCAGCUCAUCUUCAUCCUCUUCCUCCUCCUCCUCCUCCUCCUCCUCCUCCUCUUCUUCCUCCUCCUCAUCCUCCUCUAGCUGUUCUUCAGACAGCGACAGUGAGGAUGAGAAGAAAAAGAAAAAGAAGGUGCAGAAAAAGUAUGAGGGGAAUGAGUAUGUCUGGGACAGCGUUGUUAUAUCUCAGGCUGGUUCCAAUGGCCAAAUAGAACCAACAUCUAAAGAAGGCAUGAAGGUGACCAAGGAUCACAAGUCAUCAGACAGUGAUGAUGACAAGAAGAAAGAGAAAAAGAAGAAGAAGAAGAAGGACAAGAAGAAAAAGAAAAAGAAGAAGAAGAAGGAGUCCAGCUCCUCUUCCUCCUCAUCUGACAGCUCAUCUGACAGCUCAGACAGUGAGGAUGAGAAGAAGAAAAAGAAGAAGAAGAAAAAGACCAAGAAGAAGAAGAAGAAGAAGGACUCCAGCUCCUCUUCUUCAGAUAGCUCGUCCUCUUCAUCAUCAUCCUCCUCAGACAGCGAAGAUGACAAGAAGAAAAAGAAGAAGAAGAAGAAAAAGACAAAGAAGAAGAAGAAGAAGAAGAAGGACUCUAGCUCGUCAUGGUCUGACAGCGACAAAGAUAAGAAGAAGAAGAAGAAGAAAAAGGACAAGAAAAAGAAGAAGAAGAAGGAUAAGAAAAAGGAUGAAGAGGAGGAAGAUCAACUCAGCUCUGCUGCUCUGUCAGCUGCUGGAGGCGAGAAUGCUGGGCCAAGUGCUGAUGGAGAAAAGAAGAACAAAGGUGAAGAUGAUGACAAGCAUAAGAAAGAGAAAAAAGCAAAAGCAGAUGGCAAACUGGCCUCUGAAUUCACUGGUGAGGGAGUAGAGGUGAACCCCUACGGUACAGAGGAGGGACACCUGAGCGAUGAUGAGGGAGAGGGAGGGAUGGAGGAAGACAAGGAAAAGAAGAAGAAGUUGAAGAAAAAGAAGAAGGGCUCUUCCAGCUCCUCCUCUUCCUCCUCUGAUAGCUCCUCCUCAGACAGAUUCCAGCUCCUCUUCCUCUUCUGA